Messenger RNA from Colletotrichum truncatum, 1173 nucleotides. Its product is annotated as putative acid phosphatase. NCBI's taxonomy places the organism in Eukaryota, Fungi, Ascomycota, Sordariomycetes, Glomerellales, Glomerellaceae. Gene Ontology annotation, molecular function: hydrolase activity, acting on ester bonds. The record is from RefSeq and is a predicted model, not a curated record. Gene Ontology annotation, biological process: phospholipid catabolic process.
AUGCGAUCACCUAUUGGUUUCCUGACUGGGUUCUUGGCUCUCGUUGCAGCCACUCACAUCCCCGGCAGGAGCUUCGAUCGGCUCAUUUCCAUCUGGCUGGAAAACCAGAUUAGUCGUCCACAGGACUUUGCCCAAGUCGUCGAGGAUUCCCACAUUGCCGACCUUAAAAAGGAAGGGAUUUUGUUGUCCAAUUACCACGCCCAAACCCACCCAAGCCAGCCGAACUACAUUGCAGCUCUCGCCGGCGACUAUUUCGGCCUAAACCAUGACGAACGUGUACGGCUGCCAAUCAACGUGUCUACCAUCGUGGACCUGCUAGACUGGAGGGGCCUGUCAUGGAAGGCCUACAUGGAAGAUAUACCUGGCCCAGGUUUUCUGGCCGAUGCCAGUGAUGGCCAAACAGGCGGCGGCAAGUGGGACUAUGUUCGGAAGCACAAUCCCUUUGUAUCCUUUGACUCCAUUAAUCUCAACGGAACCAGAUUGCUCAACAUCCAGUCCUUCGAUGAAUGGAAGACCGACUUCGAAGCCAAGACAGUACCACAGUACGUCUUCAUGUCACCCAACAUGAUGAACGACGGCCAUAAUACGUCCUUGGAGUAUGCCACAAAGUGGGCCCACGACUUUCUUAAACCCAUGCUAGCCAAAGACGCGUUCAAAGAGAGAACACUCAUUCUCCUGACCUACGACGAGGCCAAGGAUUAUGGGAAGCCAAACAAGAUCGCAUCACUGUUGCUGGGAAGCGCGCUUCCUACGGACAUGAAAGGAACAGAAGAUAAGACCUUUUACACGCACUAUUCUAUGAUGUCGACAGUCGAGUUUAACUGGGAGCUGCCGAACCUUGGGCGCUACGAUGUGGGCGCCAACAUUUACCAGUUCGUCCAGAACCUUGGCUCCAAGGUUUUAGUAGCCAACAAAGACCCACCAAAUAUGGCUGAUGUGAACAACUCUGAAUCCUACUUUGGGGCGUUAAACAAUGACACCAGCAAGUUUCGUCCAUACCCGCCUCCCAACCUCGGUCUUAAUGGGUCCAGCGGACUUCCUAUAUUGGAGCGUAUCCGCCUACAAUGGGUCUUCCACCAGCAGCCGACACCAUACGAUGGUACGGGCACUCUUUACGAUGCCAAAUUCCAGCCUCAAUACAUCCCGCAGGUUCCCGCUGAACACGGAGCUUGA